This is a messenger RNA of Bipolaris victoriae FI3, 687 nucleotides long. RefSeq lists its product as hypothetical. The record is from RefSeq and is a predicted model, not a curated record. The coding region runs from base 1 to 687 and encodes 228 amino acids. Lineage: Eukaryota; Fungi; Ascomycota; Dothideomycetes; Pleosporales; Pleosporaceae. The transcript has 2 exons.
AUGUCCAGCACCUCUCUCCCCUCCAAAUUCGGCCUCAUCCUGUUCCCCGGCUUCCAACUCCUCGACGUCGCAGGCCCCCUCGACGCCUUCAACAUCCUAGGCUACACGCACAAAAUCUCCCUCAGCAUCCUCGCUGCAACCCUCGAUCCAGUCUCGACGCACAACACGCUGCACGCGCAGCAAGGCUCGCAAAUAUCCCAGUCACUCGUGCCAACCCACACGUUUGAUUCCGCGCCCGACGACCUCGAUGUCCUGCUUAUUCCCGGUGGCAUGGGAUCGCGGGGCGAGGGCAGCGACGAGCAUAUGGGCCCUCUCGUUGAGUAUCUUAAGAAGCUGGAUUUGAGCGGGCAGGGGAGACUGAAGUGGGUGCUUACGGUUUGUACGGGAAGUGAGAUUCUAGCGAGGACGGGGGCGCUGGAUGGACGCCGGGCUACGUCGAAUAAACGGGCGUUUAAUAAUGUCAAGGCUCUGCAUCCCAAUGUGGAUUGGGUGGCUAAAGCGAGAUGGGUGGUUGACGGCAAUAUCUGGACUAGUUCUGGUAUCUCGGCUGGCACGGAUCUGGCGUAUGCGUGGAUUGCGGAGGUUUUUGGCGAAGAUGCGGCGCAGACGAUUGCGGAUCGGAGUGAGUAUGAGAGAAAUCGCGAUUCGGGGAAUGAUCGGUAUGCGGAGGUUUGGAAGGCGGUGUAA